CCAAUUAGCAGCUCAGCUACAGAAACAAGGACUUCUGAUUUACAUACUUCCAGUUCCUAUAUUUCAAUGACAUCCGUCAGAGGUGAAAAGAGGACAUUAAGGUCUCUAACCUACAGCAGCACCUUGCCUGAUGUGGCAGACAGCUCCACUUCUUACUUAGAAAAUACCAAGUCUUCAGAUUUACCCCAGCCCUCGUCUCCUGUAGGACAGGCUGGAAGAGGUAAUAUGUCAUCAAGUGACUUCACUGAGCCUUCCACAGAGUCUUUGUUUACACAUUCUUCCAAGAUCCCAAGUUCUUCGUCUUCCCCAAAUGAUCUUGCAGCCAUGGAAAGUAGCCACCAACCAAUUAACAUCUCAGCUACAGAGAAAAGGACUUCUGAUUUGCAUACCACCAGUACUUACAUUUCAACAGCAUUCACCAGAAGUGGAGAAAAGAUGUUCAGGUCCCUAACAAACAGCAGCACGUCACCUGAUGCAACAGAAAGCUCUACUUCUAACUUAGGAAAUACCGAGUCUUCAGAUUUACCCUGGCCCUCAUCGCCUGUAGCAGAGACUGGAGGAAGUAAUAUCUCAUCAAGUGACUUCACUAAGCCUUCGACCGAGCCUUUGCUUACAUAUUCUCCCAAGAUCCCAUCUCCUUCGUCUUCAUCAAAUGAUCUCGCUGGAGUUGGAAGUAGCCAUCAAUCGGUUACAAUUUCAGAUAGAGAAAAAGAGAUUUCCAGUUCUCCUACUCAUAGUACGUACGUGUCAACAACAUUCACCAGAGGUGGGGAGAGGACAUCCCAAUCUCAAACUUACAGCAGCACAUCGACUGCGGCAACAGAAAUCUCCACUCAUAAUAUAGACACGGCCGAGUCUUCAGAUUCAACCCAGUUCUUAUCUUCUGUAUCACAGGCUGGAGGUUUCAAUAUCUCAUCAAGUGAUGCCGAUUUCAUGGAGCCUUCCACCGAGCCUUUGCUUACUGAUUCUUCCAAGAGCUCAACGUUGUCUUUACCAAAUGAUACACCCUCCGUUGGAAGUAGCCAUCAGUCUCUUAGCAGCUCAAAAACAGAAAAAAGAAUUUCCAGUCCUUAUACUGACAGUAUGUACAGUUCAGCUACGUUAACCGGAGGUGGAGAAAGGAUGUCACAAUCUCUGACAAAUAGCACAUCUACCCAUACAACAGAAAGCUCCACUUCAGAUACAGAAAUUGCCAAUUCCUCAGAAUUAAUUCACUCAUCUUCAAUGGCACAGACUAGAGGGACGAGUAUCUCAGCAAAUGAUAUGGGUUUCACUGGGUCUUCAACUGAGACUUUCUUUAUACGUUCUUCCAAGAUACCAACUUACUCUUCUUUCCAAAAUGAUCCUUCAAGCAUUGCAAGUAGCCAUCAACCAGUUAGCAGCAUCGACACCGAGAAAAGAACCUCUGUUUCUCGCACUGACAGCAUGUACAUUCAAACCACAUUCAGUAGAGGCGGUGACAGGACAUUACUAUCUAUAUCAAAUAACAGCACCUCUGCCGAAUCAUCAGAAAGUUCCACUUUUUAUGCAGAAAUUUCCAACUCUUCAGAUUUAGCACAAUCCUCAUCUUUUAUGGCUCAGAGCAGAGGAAGUAACGUGUCAUCAACUGAUGGGGAUUUAAUUGCUCCAUCUACGGAGCCUUUGCUUGUACAUUCUUCCAAAAUGCCAACUUACUCUUCUACAGUCAAUCUACAAAAUGCAACUCUGUUUUUCACUGGCACUGAAUCGUCACCAACUGGUAGCUCAUCAUUAUCUUCAUCGGUAUUUCCAUCCUCUUCCUCGGUGUCAUCAUUACAUCACUUGCUUUCAUCAACGCCAUCGCCACCUCAUUCAUUUGCAUCAUCAGAGUCAUCUCUACCAUCCUCUUCAUCAGUGAUACCAUCGUCAUCACCACCACCAUCUUUGUCAUCAUCUUUAUCCACCUCCUCAUCAGUUGCAUCAUUUCCUGUAUUAACAUCCUUGUUACCUUCAUUUUCUUCAGCAUCUUCACCAUCACAGGCUGGUGACAGUUUUCAAACCAGCAGGUCCAGGGUUACAUCAGGAGGGACAGACAGAAUGGAGCCAUCGACUGCUGUGUUCUCUGGGAGUACACCCAGACAGUACAGCAAUCACAGCAGACCACACCAGUUGAAAGAGAGCACUAGUGUCAAAACCACAGGACCACUUCCUCUUCAGACUGAAUCUAUGGAACAGCUCAGCAGUCACUCUUCAUCCACAUCAGCUUCCGCACUUGUAACAGAGAGCUCCACAGGAGGAACCUUCACUUCCAGUGGGGACCAUUUUGAAAAGACCUCUUUGCUUCUAACAACAGCUUCUCCAAGUCUGAGCAAGGAUACCCAACACACUGAGAUGGCAAAAGCAUCGACCAGUAUCUUGCCAAAUAUGACAAGUCAAAGGGAUGUGUUCCCUGCAGUGGAAUUAAAAACAGAGAAAACAGUUACACUGUCAACAGCCAUGAUUUUUGGGCCACAGCGUUCUGUGCCAACUACAGAUCAUUCUAUUACUACGAAAACUCGCAGAGUUCAAACUGCUGCUACCACGACACUGGCCUACAUAACUGGAGUAACUACAAAAUCAAUGGAAACUAGCACUGCAACUAGCAUUAAAAUCACCGAAGAAAAUAUCCCAGCUACACAUCCUUCCAAAACAUCUUCCCCGAGCAAAACCACUGCAGGGUUUUCCACCACUUCGGCAGCAGCUACCAAACCAACUACUGUUGCUCUGUUCAGUCGCACAAGGGCAUUAGUAACUACUUCUCAUACAACAGUCAAUGUCUGCUCCACAAACCCUUGUCUGCAUGAUGGAAAAUGCGUUAUUAAUGGUGUUACGGGCAAAUAUCAGUGCAAGUGUUCACCAGCCUGGCAAGGAGAAGACUGCAGUGAAGACGUGGAUGAAUGUCUUUCUAAUCCAUGCCCAGAUUUCACCACAUGUAAUAAUACUCAGGGCUCCUAUGACUGCAAAUGUCCUCUUGGAUACUGGCUAGAAAAAGGAAAAUGCAAUUUAGUAAGAACAUUUGUUGAUCAAGUUGCACUGAAACUGAACACUACUCAUGGGAAUUAUUCUGAACUCCAUCGAAUUGAAGAUGAAAUAACAACAAUGCUGAACAUGUCCCUUUCAACGUUACCUGGCUAUUACAACUCAGUAGUUAAAGCUGCAAGGGUGUCCAAUUCUGUCCUAGUUUCAGUCCAAACCACCUUUUCUUUAGCAUCCAAUGUGACGCUGAUUGACAUUGUUAGCAGUGUACGAAGCUACAUUAGCGCUUGCAAAACUCCUGCUGAAACCUGCCAGUUCAUCUCCAACUUUAGGCUGCUCCACAGAGUUGGCGGUUUGUGCAGCCAGAAGGACCCUGAAUGCGACAGAGAAACUUCGGAAUGCACCGACAGAGAUGGCAUUGCAGUCUGUCAGUGCAAGAGUGGAUACUUUAAAUACGAGAAGAUAGAUCAUUCCUGCAGAGCUUGCAAAGAUGGAUUUAGGCUUGAAAAUGAGACCUGUGUGAGGUGCCCGUUCGGCUUGGGGGGAUUGAACUGUGGAAACCCAUAUCAGCUAAUCACCGUGGUGAUUGCAGCUGCAGGAGGGGGACUUCUGCUUAUCCUGGUGAUAGCACUGAUCAUCACUUGCUGCCGGAAGAAUAAAAAUGACAUAAGUAAACUCAUCUUCAAGAGUGGGGAUUUCCAAAUGUCACCGUAUGCCGAGUACCCCAAGAAUCCUCGAGCACAGGAGUGGGGCAGAGAGACCAUAGAAAUGCAAGAAAAUGGAAGCACUAAAAACCUGCUGCAGAUGACGGAUGUAUAUUAUUCGCCGACUGGUCUAAGAAACGCUGAACUGGAAAGAAAUGGACUUUAUCCUCCCUACACUGGUUUACCUGGAUCCAGACAUUCAUGCAUCUACCCUGGACAAUAUAACCUAUCCUUUAUUAGUGAUGAAACUAGAAGAAGAGACUAUUUUUAACAUAAUUGUGUGGGAGUGGAAGAUCAACAUAGAUAGGUGUCCUUGUUUACCAGGUACACUCUGUCGCAUGACAGUUCAGCUGAUACCAGUCUUAAUCUUCACAUACAGGAAGGACUUUGAACUCAAAAGAACACAGAGCACUGCUGCCUUGAAAACCCAUUUGUAGUUGUUGAGUAGCAAAGGUGGAGGGGAAGAAUGAGCCAAUAUGCAGAUCUGUAAAAGAUCCGGGUGGAAGUUUAUGGAAGUGAACUUGUGCACACCACUUUUAUCUUCACCAUUGACGUCACAUAACAUGAAUUUGUUAAUAGAUCAGUACAGACAAACUAAUUGUUGCCUGCAUUCUAAAAUUAAUACCACUAGGGAGUGUUUUGUUUACAGAUAUUGUAAAAUUACAGAUAUUGGUCUGACUACUGUGUGUUUCCUCUUGGCCAACUUUUAUGCAAGAUACACUGUGUGCUCUUUUUGGGUAGGAAGUGUAUGUUCAUUCCAGACCCUUCUCUGCCUUUCCAUGUUAUGAUCUGAUUCCUAUGCAACAAGGGAGCAGGAUUGCCCACUAAAUAUUAUUUUUUUUAUUGGUAUGUGUCAUUCUGUCAAAUGUCUCAGCGCUUAACUAAGCAUUCCAUCUGGCAAUGAUGGCUGAAUUCACAGGUUGACAUUUUCAAAGGAGUAUAGGGGAUUUAGCCAUGCCUCCUUAAUUUUAAUGGGAAAAGGUAUAACUGAUGCCUUGCACUGCUUUGAAAAUCUCCUUUGUGUUUGGAAAUGUCUGAAUGUGACAGUGUAUUGCCCACUGAUCUGCAAUGUUAUUCAAAACUUGUGUUAUUAUAUUGUGGUAAGUCACCAUAGCAACCUCCAGUAGGGAUUUAAAUGCGUUUUAAAAGCAGCAAGUUCAGAUAUAGUAUUCAUUAAUGGAGCAAUAAAUUACAAGAUAAAAUUGUUGAGGUAGAUCGCAUUGCUUUGCAGAAAAUGUGUGUAGCCAUAAUGAACUUCAGGGAGAAAGUGACCAAGAACAGAAGUAUUAUAGCCCUGGUUGGACUGAUGUACCAUGAAUUUUAGACUUUGCAUUGGAUCCAGACAGCCACAGCUCCCCUGAUUUCAAUGGGCACUGCAGAGCUACUCAGCACAUCAGAAAAUCAGGCCUGUUGUGGCCAGAUGCAUUUGACUGUGGGAGAAGCACAAGGCUUUGGAUCACAAAAAAACUGUUAAGGACUUCCAGCUGUCUUCUCUGUGUCAGUCCUUUUAGCUGGCAGUUUGCACUGGAUUGACAGUUAGUCACUGCAAAUGGAGCUGGUCGGGAAUUUGUGACAUUUU
Molecule: messenger RNA, 5256 nt
Organism: Mauremys mutica (yellowpond turtle)
Lineage: Eukaryota; Metazoa; Chordata; Testudines; Geoemydidae
Gene: HEG1
Product: heart development protein with EGF like domains 1
Exons: 16
Coding region: 67-3948 (1293 amino acids)
Biological process (GO): heart development
Molecular function (GO): calcium ion binding
Source: RefSeq, a predicted model, not a curated record